Manihot esculenta (cassava) is the source of this 773-nucleotide messenger RNA. RefSeq lists its product as uncharacterized. Lineage: Eukaryota; Viridiplantae; Streptophyta; Magnoliopsida; Malpighiales; Euphorbiaceae. Bases 194 to 526 code for a protein of 110 amino acids. The record is from RefSeq and is a predicted model, not a curated record. The transcript has 6 exons.
GGCCUGUUUCACUCCGCCCACAAAAUAUUUUGUUUAAAACCCGAAAAUUUCUUUAGAUUAGAAGAGCCGCCGCCACAGGGGCAAUUCCGUCAUAUAAAAUUUGAAACGCCCGUAAGUGAAAGCGGAGAUUCCAGAGUCCGAACUGGCUGCUCAUUAACCAUCUCACGGACAGGAAAGAAAGAAAAAGGUAGAAAUGGAUGAAGAGGAAUUUCGGCGUCUUCUUGAUCUCUUCCCUGUUGUCCGACCUCGCGAUUACCAUAUUGACUUAGAUCCAUCUAGGCAAUCCACUUCUCGGCGGCGGCAGAACGAGGAUGUGAAGAAAUGGCAGGACGCGUGGGAGGAGCAGGAGGGGGAUAACAAGGAAUCAAGUAAUCAAGCUAUUGAUUUACAUGAUGCAUUCUGGGAGAAGCUGAAGUUGGCAGCUGAAGAGAAGAUGGGAACGGCAGAGGCCAAAAAAUUUUGUAAUGCUUUUCAACAAGUUCACAGGCGACUAAAUUUGUAUAUAUCCAGGUAUAUGAAGAGCUGAGUUUGGACGCUGCCCGUAGCUUUAUAAACUCAACGAGAAGGUCUGGAAAACAGAUUUCUUCCUAGCUGUAGAUUCAUUUUCUCAUAUUGCUUAUGCAGUUGGCAACUAUUAUCCUUUGAAGGAAAGAAAACAUUGUGAUGUAGUUUCUGUAAUUGAUUGCUGUAUAUUUCUUUUAAGUUUUUUCUUUUACGCCAUGCAUGAGUAGGUGGGGAAUGAAAGGGAUUCUUUCCCAAAUUUAGGAGUAUUA